GCCCAGACUUCCGAUUGGCGGGAGCUGAGGGGACCGAGCCGUCCACCAUUGGCCGCCGUCCGCCACGCCCUCCGCGCCUCCAUUGGCCGUAACGCUACCCAAGUCCCGCCCCCUUCUGGUUCGGCGCGCCUGAUUGGCUCUUGGCGCCGCACCGCGCCCCCUUGGCUGGCUGUUGCUGCCUGUGAGUGGACCCGGAAGCGCUGCCUGGGAGGCUGGAGCUGGGGUGCUGCCUGGCAUAUGGGGAUGGCAACCGGGGAGGAGAUGGCCCCAACCCUAGGUCCUGAGGAACUAAGUGCUGGCCUGGAGGAAGCAGCUCCUGGCUCCAUUCCCAGCCCCAGCCCUGGCUCUGGAGCCUCUCGUGGGGUGGAGGAGGCUGGGGGCCCGGGCUGGCGGGCACGGCGCAAGCACGUGUUUGUGUUGAGUGAGGCAGGGAAGCCCAUCUAUUCGCGCUAUGGCAGCGAGGAGGCACUCUCGGCCACCAUGGGUGUCAUGACGGCCCUCGUCUCCUUCGUGGAGAGUGGCCAUGAUGCCAUCCGCUCCAUCUGCUCUGAGGACCGGAAACUGGUGUUCGAGCAGCAGGGCCCACUGGUGCUGGUGUCGGUGUCACGCACACGACAGUCGGAGGGGCAGCUGCGCCGGGAGCUGCUGGCUGUGCAUGGGCAGAUCCUGAGUGUGCUGACACGUGGUGCUAUCGCCCGCCUCUUCCAGCGCCGCCAGGGCUAUGACUUGCGGCGCCUGUUGGCUGGCUCAGAGCGCCUGCUGGACGGGCUACUGGGCCAGUUGGAGAGCGAUGCUGGCUUCCUGCUAGGUGCUGUGCGCUGCCUGCCCCUGGCCCCCGGCCUCCGUGAUGCUCUUGGUGCCCUGCUCCAAAAGGCCACUGCCCCCAAUCUUGUCCUCUCGCUGCUGCUGGCUGGGCCUGGCUGGGGAGAGACUGGGGUGGUAGAGGGCAAGGGGGGGCAGGGGGUGAUGGAGAGGCAGGCAGGGCAGGACAAGGAGGGAGGGAUUCAACAGGAGGGGCAUAGAGAGCCAGUUCUACAGGGUGGGUCUAGGGAUGGGGAACUGAGAGAGGGGGUCCGACAGGGGUCUAGGGAGGAGUCUCAACAGGGGAUACCUAGGGAGAGGAAGCUGAAGGAGGAGCCUCAACAGGGGGUACCUAGGGAAGGGCUCCAAGUGGGAGUCCUGAGUGAGGGGGUUCAGGAGGGGGGGUUCAGCAAGCGGACUCAGCAGGGGGCCCCAGGGAAGAGGGUCCAGCAGGGGGUGCUGAGGGAGGAGCCUCAGCUUAUGGUGCAAAGAGAGGGGGGUCAACAGGAGGUGUCCAGGCAGGGGGAAGUGAGUGAGGGCUCUCAGCUGAGGGUACCUAGAGAGGGCUUUCAGCUUGGGCUACAAAGGCAGGAUUCUCAGCUGGGGGAUCCUAGGGAGGGCUCUCAGCCAGGGCUCCCAAGGCAGGAUCCUCAGCCAGGGGCUGCUAGGGAGGGCUUACAGCCAGGACCCCUGAGGCUAGAUUCUCAUCUGGGGUGGCCAAGGGAAGGUCCCCGUAGUCGGGGGGCACCGCUGGGGCAGCUGCAGCUGGUGGCUGCGGCACAGGAGGGGCCCCAGGGCUGCCUGCCCGGCCUAGUGGGGGCACUGCGGACACCUGCCUAUGGGGUGGGCGCCGUAGGGCUGCCUGAGUUGCGCCACUUCAUCUACAAGCCCCUUGACAUCCCUGACAACUACCGCCAGCUGCCCCAGUUCACCAGCCCAGAGCUAGAGGAGCCCUACUCCAGCGAGGAGGAGCGGUACCGCCUGUUUGACCUCUACCACUACCUACACAGCCGCAUCCACAGCUCCUCACGGCCCCUGCGCCUCAUCUACCAUGUGGCUGAGAGGGAAACGCUGCUGGCCUGGGUCACCAGCAAGUUCGAGCUCUACACCUGCUUCAGCCCACUGGUGACCAAGGCGGGUGCUAUCAACAUCCUCACCAAGCUGCUACGCUGGAUCAAGAAGGAGGAAGACCGGCUCUUUAUCCGCUACCCGCCCAAGUACUCCACCACACCUCACCCUGCCAAGGGCACUAAGGCACCCCGGCCUGAUGGGGCUGAAAAUGGCUUCUUCUCUGGGCUCUAGGCCUCUCCCACAGCUUUGGAAGAAGGGGGUGCUAGGGGAGAGUAACACCCCCUUCCGCCCUGUAUUUUGGGGGCAAGUAGCUAAUUUUAGGGCCCCUGUCCUCUUCCAGAGGGGGUUUGGACUUGUCUUGAGGAGAAAUUCUCUCCAUGCCACAGUGACCUGUGUUAUUUAUUGUACGGGCUGGGGGGAGGGGAGUGGCUAAGCCUGGAGCCAGGGUAUCAGGGUGGUGGGGGUAUCAGGCAUUUGCAGGGUGUUUAUUUGCCCUGGCCUGGGGCAAUAAAUCGCUGGCUUGCUUCUCAAGGUGAUGGGGGGGGCGUGCUGAGAGAAACAAGUUUGUCUUCUUUCCAUGUUUCCUUGGGCACCAAGUUAGCCAUGGCUUUCUUGAACUUGGGGCCAUGAAGCAUUUUUCCCUCUGCUUCAGAGGGAUUCAGGGGCAUUCCUCCCCCUUCCUAACAUUCUCCAGUUCCUUCUAAAUGGGUGUUUAACCAGUGGAGCCUGUGGUUUUGGUGUGUCCCCCACCCGCUGUGGGUAGGCCAGUCACCCCCGCCUCCACCCUGCCGUUGAGUUUGGGGUUCCCUGCUGCUUUUGAGGCCAGAAAUGCAGCCACCUCCUGGGAGAAACUAGAAUGACAUUGGUUCCUCCAACACACCCUGGCUCCUCCCUGUGUUUGUUACCCCCCCCCCCCCCCCCCCACCCGCACCCCCG
Alligator sinensis (Chinese alligator) is the source of this 2808-nucleotide messenger RNA. RefSeq names its product vacuolar fusion protein MON1 homolog B. The record is from RefSeq and is a predicted model, not a curated record. Gene Ontology annotation, biological process: protein targeting to vacuole; vesicle-mediated transport. The coding region runs from base 238 to 2103 and encodes 621 amino acids. The transcript has 7 exons. Lineage: Eukaryota; Metazoa; Chordata; Crocodylia; Alligatoridae.